Messenger RNA from Maylandia zebra (zebra mbuna), 1233 nucleotides. RefSeq names its product hydroxycarboxylic acid receptor 2-like. Gene Ontology annotation, cellular component: membrane. NCBI's taxonomy places the organism in Eukaryota, Metazoa, Chordata, Actinopteri, Cichliformes, Cichlidae. Gene Ontology annotation, molecular function: G protein-coupled receptor activity. Gene Ontology annotation, biological process: G protein-coupled receptor signaling pathway. The record is from RefSeq and is a predicted model, not a curated record.
AUGGUGGGAGAAUUUACACUGGGUCUGCCUCUCAACCUGUCCGUUCUCUACAUCUUCAUCUUCAGAUACAAGUUCUGGAAGAACAAAGCGAUCUUCUUGUUCAAUAUUGUGGUUGCUGAUUUCUUGCUGGUGGGCUGCCUUCCUUUCAAGAUCCAUCAUUACCAGCACAACUUGAGGCGCAGUGAGGGCACUGUGCUUUGUAAGAUAAUGCUCUUCAUGCUGUUUCUCAAUCGAGGAGCCAGCAUCGCCUUCCUCAUCACAAUGUCCCUCGAUCGCUACUUCAAUGUGGUCCAUCUUGGAAGGAGAAAUUUUGUCAACGUGUUUAAGAAAUCUCCUCAGAUUUCUGUCGUCAUCUGGAUCCUCUUGCUUCCCCUCACCACUCCUACUAUGGUCACAACCUUUGAGUGCUGCAACAGCCACGGACGGGAAAAGGAGACAUUCUUACAUGAUGUGACGGACACCUUUAGAGAGAUUGUUUUCUUCUCCCAAAUCAUCAUCCCCUACAUCAUCCUCGUCUACUGCACGGUCCGCAUUGUCAGCCGGCUGAGGAAGAAGACGGUUGGGGAGAAGACUAAGCUGAGGAGGGCUGUGUGCUUAGUCACAUCUGUUGUCGUUGUCUUCUCCUUCUGCUUCCUUCCCUGCACUAUAACUAGAGCAGCACUGCUGUUUGUGCGGCUGAAGAACUGGCAGGAUGCAGAAAACAUAGCUGUCCAGGUGUACGACGCCCUCAUGGUUUUGUCUUACAGCGACUGCCUGCUGGACCCGUUGAUUUACUGUUUCUGUAACUCAGGGUUUAAAGAUGUUUACAUAUCUACCUUUUGCCCUGUAUUUAUCCAGAAGAGACUGACAAAUUCUGACUCUGGCACCCCAAACACAACAACAUCGAACCCUAAAGAACCUCUCAUUCCACCUCUCAUGCCUGAGAGACCAUGGCAGGCCGUGGCCUCAGACCUCUUCACCUGGCGCGGACGAGACUACAUAGUAGCUGUAGACUAUUACAGCCGCUACUUUGAGCUCGAAAGGCUAUUCUCCACUACUGCAGGGUCAGUCAUCAAAAAGCUCAAGGCUAUAUUUGCCAGACAUGGUAUACCAGAGAGGCUUAUUUCAAAUAAUGGCCCACAGUACAGUUCUCGAGAGUUCAAGGACUUCGCAGUCACAUGGGACUUUGUCCACAUAACCUCAAGCCCUUUGCAUCCACAAAGCAACGGCCUCGCCGAAAGAACAGUCAGAUGA